UGGUGUUGAAACACGUGGUACACGGGAUGCCUUGACUGUUGUCGUUCUGAUCUGAAAAUGGAAUGUCUUUACUUUCGUCGUCCUUCAGAUGUUGAAUUCCCAUUAAAUGAUUGUGUUUUGUUAGUUGAACGGAAACUGGGAAUCUAACGUGAAUUCCAUACGUAACGUAAGACGAAGCGCGCACACACAUACACACGCAGACACAAGUUAGAGUAGAUACUUGCGAGCGCUCCCUGCUGCCUUUCACAUGAUUUGAAGUGUGUGCGGCGGAGAGAAAGAGAAAGCCGCAGAAAAAUGGCCGUAAGGGGCCAGGGUCCUUCUAUAAUGCGAUUUUUUACCACUAUUGCCAUCUGGUUAACAUUCAGCCUCUGCUCUAAUGGAAUCCCAUGGACGCAAGAAAAGUUACAGCAUCAAGCAGUCACACUUACAUCCACUGAAAUCCAGACAGCUUUGUCGCACACAGACCUGACACAGAUGUGGCAGAGGGACUUGAGGCCGUUACUUGUUCCGAGGUAUCCAGGCUCUACCGGCAGCCAAACUGUGCAGCAGCAUGUCAAAACAACACUUGGUUCCCUUGGAGCAAGCUGGGAAGUGACAGAGGAUAAGUUCAGGUCAGAGACACCUUACGGGUCGCUUCCCUUCACCAACAUCAUUGCAACCCUCAACCCAUCAGCCAAGCGCCGCCUGGUCCUGGCGUGUCACUAUGACUCCAAGUAUUACCCUCCACAAUGGCACGGUAGGGAAUUUCUGGGGGCCACUGAUUCUGCUGUGCCCUGCGCCAUGAUGCUGGAGCUGGCCCGAGCACUCGAUGGGGAGCUGAAAAAUCAAAAGGCCUCCAUCCCCAACCUGAGCUUGCAAUUGAUUUUCUUCGAUGGAGAGGAAGCUCUUUUCCGCUGGACUCCUCUUGACUCUUUAUAUGGCUCUCGUCACCUGGCACAGAAGAUGGAAAACACCCCUCAUCCGCCAGAAGACACAGACACCAAUCAACUGGAUGGCAUAGAUCUAUUUGUGUUGUUGGACCUGAUCGGCGCCCCAAGUCCACGCUUUGGUAAUCAGUUCCCAGACACAACAUACUGGCUCUCCCGGCUGCAGAAUAUAGAAAAACGUCUCCACUUCAUGAAUCAACUUCAAAAUCAUCCUUACGACGUGGAAUAUUUCUGGCCAGAUCGACCUAUCGGCCACAUUCAGGAUGAUCAUCUGCCAUUCCUGAGCAGAGGUGUACGCAUCCUACAUCUUAUUCCCUCUCCUUUCCCCGUCGUCUGGCACACAUUUGAUGACAAUGAGCAGAAUCUGGACCGCUCCACGAUUGAGAACCUCAACAAGAUUUUACAGAUCUUUGUCCUAGAGUACCUUAAUUCCCAACCUGCCGUGACCACAAUUACCUCGUAAAGACAUCUUGUAAUUUUACGAGAGUACAUCUUUUAUCCUAACUUAUUAAAAUGUAAGGUGCAUUGUGUUUGCAAAUGUA
Messenger RNA from Syngnathoides biaculeatus (alligator pipefish), 1468 nucleotides. It is a transcript of the gene qpct, whose product is annotated as glutaminyl-peptide cyclotransferase. The coding region runs from base 295 to 1389 and encodes 364 amino acids. The record is from RefSeq and is a predicted model, not a curated record. NCBI's taxonomy places the organism in Eukaryota, Metazoa, Chordata, Actinopteri, Syngnathiformes, Syngnathidae. The transcript is spliced from 7 exons. Gene Ontology annotation, molecular function: zinc ion binding; glutaminyl-peptide cyclotransferase activity.